AUGGUUGCUGCCUUGGCUUCUGGACCUUGGUCAGGAACUUAUACAGCUUCUAAAGCUGCUCUUCAUGCUUUGACAGAUACAUUAAGACCAGAACUUGGACAUUUUGGAAUUGAUGUUGUCAAUGUUGUCCCCGGAGCUAUCAAAUCAAACAUCGGAGAUUCAGCCAUAGCCAGUUACAACCGCAUGCCAGAAUGGAAAUUAUUCAAGCCUUUUGAAGCAGCAAUCAGAGAUAGAGCUUAUUUUUCUCAGAAGUCCAAAACAACCCCUACAGAUGAGUUUGCUCUAAACACUGUAGCUGCUGUCCUUAGGGAGAAACCACCUGCAUGGGCAUUACUCUACUGUCAUGGCUAUCAUGUACCAUUUACCAAUCUCUGUUAG
Molecule: messenger RNA, 378 nt
Organism: Glycine soja
Lineage: Eukaryota; Viridiplantae; Streptophyta; Magnoliopsida; Fabales; Fabaceae
Product: short-chain dehydrogenase RED1-like
Exons: 2
Coding region: 1-378 (125 amino acids)
Cellular component (GO): endoplasmic reticulum
Source: RefSeq, a predicted model, not a curated record